Ictalurus punctatus (channel catfish) is the source of this 4776-nucleotide messenger RNA. It is a transcript of the gene mcamb, whose product is annotated as melanoma cell adhesion molecule b. The record is from RefSeq and is a predicted model, not a curated record. Gene Ontology annotation, cellular component: plasma membrane. Gene Ontology annotation, biological process: angiogenesis. The transcript has 17 exons. NCBI's taxonomy places the organism in Eukaryota, Metazoa, Chordata, Actinopteri, Siluriformes, Ictaluridae. Bases 112 to 2040 code for a protein of 642 amino acids.
GGUGAGUCGUAGAGCGCCUGUCUUUCUCCGCGUCUCCUCUGUGCUCUCACACUCACACUGAUAAAGCGAGAAGUUUCGUUGUCAGUUCAGCAGCAGGACCUGUGGGGGUAAAUGGCUCAGCGAAAGGUCGCCCUCGCACUUACAGGACUUUACGUCCUCAUUUGGCAAGUCUGGGCCAUGUUCGAGGUCAGCAUGGAGGACAGGAUAGAGGUGUUCAUGGGCGAUGUGGCAGAGAUCCCCUGCAUAUACAACAUUAGCGGAUCUGCCAGUUCACCGACAAUACAGUGGUUUGUAAGAUUAGCAAGUGACAAGACCAUGCGGAUCUACUACAAAGAUGACAGCCGGGUGAUUGAGGAUCUGGGCACAGGUUUCUCAGGGCGGAUCAAGGUUUCUCACUCUCAGGAAGGCAUGAUGGGAAAUUCUAUUCUGACCAUCAAUGCUGUACGAAUCACUGAUGCACAAGACUUCAUCUGCCAAGUGAAGAUGGAUGGAGGCAGUGAGGAGAGACACACUCAACUUAAAGUGUUCAAUACUCCAUCUCUCCCUUCCAUUGAAAAAGAACCUUAUGCCUCAGUCACAGAGUCUCUGAAAAAGAUUGCAUCCUGUGAGGUCAGUAGUGGAUACCCUGUCCCCAAUAUCACAUGGUACAAAGACAGAGCUCCGUUACACCCCUCAAAUGAUGUCAAAGUACAGAACAGGCUGACUAUGAAUUCCAAUGGCUUGUUCUCAGUACACAGUGACCUGUACCUCACAGUAGUAAAGGAAGACCAGGAUGCGUAUUUCUACUGCGAAGUCACCUACUUUGUUCCCGGGGCCGAGAAAAUGGUAGAGUCUAACCGGAUCAACAUCACAAUCCACUAUCCAUCGUCAGUAGUUACAGUGUUCCUGGAAUCCCCUGACCGGCUUGUUAAAGAAGGUGACGACGUAGAAAUAAGAUGUCAAGGAGAUGGGAACCCUCAGCCAAUCAAAACCUUCAUGCAUAACAAUGAACAAAUUGGUUCAGAUGCGGGCAGGCUGGUCCUGAGUAAUGUGACUCGACUAAAUAGUGGUGUAUAUGAAUGCAGCGGUCUGGAUGCAACAACUUAUGAAAACAUCAUAGGCAACAUGACCCUUAUGGUGCACUAUCUGGAUACUGUUGUGAUCACACCUGAGAAUCCAGAUAGCCUGGAUCAAGGACAGGAUCUGUCUCUGAACUGCAAUGCCCUUUCCUCUCUGGCAACACAUACAGUCUGGUACAAGGACAAUGUGCUGCUGGAUGAAGGCCAUGUGCUGACGUUACGCAACGCCUCCUUUGCCACAGCAGGGACAUAUGUUUGUGAAGUAAUGACAUCUGAGCUUCCUGAGUUAAAAAGGCGCAACACUGUGCAUGUCCGUGUAAGAGGAAAGCCGAUGAUCACAGAGGGGGUGGCCGUGAUUCCUCUGGAUACUGAAGAGGCCAUCAAUGUGAGCUGCCGUGCCACAGGACAUCCAACUCCCAACAUCCACUGGAGUCUCUCUGAUGAACAGGCUCAGCUGGGAAGAUGGGACACCAGGACAGAGAACAGUGUCCUCAGCAUUAUUUCCAUCAGCACCACUUCUGACAUCACAGCUUCCUGUACAGCCACCAAUGACCUGGGCACAGCCGAAACCUCUCGCCACAUUCAUGCCAUUCAAAUGAACCAAACAGCCACAACAACACCAACAACAAUACCAACAGCAACCACCACCACCACCACCACAACAACGACAACAACAACAAGCAAUACAACUGGUACGAUGGUGGCAGGAACAGCCAACCCGAAAAAAAUCAAAAAAGGGGGCAAUGGAUUCAUCAUUGCAAUCAUCAUCAUUUUCAUCUUACUGCUGGCCAUCCUGGGCAGUGUGCUGUACUUCAUGUACAAGAAGGGCAAGCUCCCGUGCGGGCGCUCAGGGAAGCAAGAUCUCACUAAGGAAAAGGCCAGUAGUGAUGACAUCGUUGUGGAGAUGAAGGGCAGCAAAUCUGAGGAGGCAGUGCUUCUACAGAGAGUCAAUGGUGAUAAAAAGACUUCCAUCGACCAGUGAGGCAAGGGAUAAGCAGAGAGGAUGGGCCGCUGGCAGUCUCCAUGUUACUACACUCUCUCAGCUCCCUCAGGAUGAGUCCCAGAACUUCCUCCUUACAGGACUGGCAUGUUUAAUCCUACCCUGUGAGCUGGAACACAAUCCUGCAUCAGGUCCACUGACUCAUUUCUGCCUCUACAAUGUUCAAAUUUGGUUUUCAGGGUUUUUUUUUUUCUCUUCUUUUCACCCCAAACAGGCCUCGUUGCGCAUUAGGAACAAUCUGCACUGUAUGUUCUACAUCCUGUAUAUAUGAAAUAAUGUACAUAUGUCGUUAUUUAAAAUAAUCGACAAAACCUGAAGUGUUCUUUGUGACCUGAAUGAAGUCCUUCUUGCGCUUGACUAAGAUUCGGGCAACAGACCUCGGCCGAAGGGUGCUCCGUUAAGUGUUCAAGUGCUCGCCGUUGUUUUGUCUGUUUAAAAUCGCUCUCACUGCUGCCUCACUGUAGUCUGUGCACUGAAACUCAGAGCUGCCUCUCACUACUGUGCCGAUCCAACACUGUAAACGCUUCACCUGCUGCCUCCGACAAUACUUCUUCACUGAGGGGGAAAAAAAAAAAAAAAAGAAUCUGAUCUAUCAAAAUUAUUAUUUUUUUAUCUAGUCUUUUUAAAAUAUGUACAAUGUUUAUGCUGAAAGAAAAACUCACACACUGAAAUCUGUAUAUGCUAUACACAUUAAUCUGACCCACUGAGAGGAAAGGUACUCUCACCGUCCACUUUAUUAAGAACAGCUGCUCAGUCAUGCAGUUCUCUAAUCAGCCAAUCAUGUGGCAGCAACACAAUGCAUACAAUCAUGCAGAUACAGGUCAAGAGCUUCAGUUAAUGUUCACACUAAACAUCAAAAUAAGGAAAACCUGUGAUCUCUGUGCCUUUAAUCGUGGCAUGGUUGUUGCUACCAGAAGGGCUGGUUUGAGGAUUUCAGAAACUGCUGAACUGGGAAUUUCUCACACACACGUCUCUGGAGUUUACACAGAAUGGUGCGAAAAACAAAAACCAUUGAGUGAGUGACAAUUCUGUGGGUGGAAAUGCCUUGUUGAUAAGAAAGGUCAGAGGAAAAUGGCCAGAUUUGUUUGAGCUGCCAGGAAUGAUAUAGAAAGUCAUGUAAUCUCUCUUCACAACUGUGCUGAGCAGAAAAGUAUUUCAGCAUGCACAAAACAUCUAACCUUGAGGUGGAUGGGCUACAACAGCAGACGAACACAUUGGGUUCCCCUUCUGUCAGCCAAGAACAAGAAUCUGAGUGUAUCAUGGGCUCAGGCUCACCCAAAAGAGAGUCUUCGACUGUCAAGUUUCAGCGAAUCAGCAGUUUCUGAAAUACUCAAACCAGCCUACCUGGCAGCAGCAACCAUUCUGAUGUUUGAUGUGAACAUUAACUGAAGCUCUUGACCCGUGUCUGCAAGAUUGUAUACAUUGUGUAUGAUUAACUGAUUGCAUAACUGCAUAAAAUGUACGGGUGUUCCUAUUAAAGUUGAUUGAGUGUAUAUGAAUUCAGUGUUUAAUUAAUGUCCUGAGGCCCUUACAAUUUCUUUCUGACAAUCAUAUGUUUGUAUAUUGCAUUAUGUAAAAAAAAAAAAAAAAAAAAAGAUGAAUUACAAUCUACUCCAGGUCUGCAGUGCAUUUAAGAAUCGCAACAAACACAGAUUGGUCAUUAUUACUCUCUCUCUUUUUUUUUUUUUUUUUUUUUUUUUUUAAAUAUAUAGCUUUUGUUUUUAUUUUAGUUUAAAAAAAAAAAAAACCUUAAAAAAAAAAAGGGCAUGACUAUGAUCAUUCAAGCACACCGUUCACACUUUAUUCUCUACCAAAGCAAAAGCAUAACCGAAGGCACAAUUAUUACAAAUACCAGUUGUUGUUUUUUUUUAAACAUAAGCUAGUCAGCUCCAUGUGCAAAAACUAGCACUAAGUGUCGCAUCUCGUUUUUGUGUACGUCACAGGUUCAUUCAUGCCUUAUUUCUGUAAAGAUAUUUGAUCCCCUCCUCCCCACUCCCCUUAAAGCUUGAUUAAAAACACUGUCCUUUCCCUUAAAAACUGUUUCCUUUCCAUUCAUUGAUCAUUUAAACAAAGACUGGGUGACAAGCUCUCUAGUGAAAUCUCUAGUAUAAAUAAAAGAAGAAAGGGAUUAUAAUUCAAAACAUAAGAUCAACUCCUGUAUUCUUUCAAAAUGGCUUUAAUAAUACAGAAAUUCAAAAUUUAUGAAGGUUUUCUGAAGGAGGGAUUUCUGGGUUGGAGUACAUCAACAUUAAUAAAUAUCAUUAGUCUUAGCAGCAAUGCUCGAUUUUUAACGAUAGUUUAGUUCAAACUAUUACAGAACAUUACUGUCUCUAAAUGUGUAUCUUUGUUGGCCCAACACUGUCUGUGUAUGUAUGCAUGUAUGUACGUACAUAUUAAAAUGUCUGUACUUAAUACAAUAUAUCCAAAUGUAUUUGGCUUUGACAUGAAGAAAAACAAACAAACAAAAAAACCUUAAAUGAACCAAUUUGUGCAACCAGUUUACACUAGCGAGUGGCUAAGAGACCAUGUUGCUAUUCGAACCUAAUCUAAAGGAGUGUUAACCUCUAAAAAGAUCCCCAUUUCUGAAACUCACACACUCGCAGACGCUGAAGAUCAUGGCACUCAAGGAGACGGCAGUUUGGAUCAGGAAUAUGACGAUCACUAAGGCGAAGAAAAUCUCAACAUGAGCUUUGCUCUCUCUCAUCCAGGGCUGAGAGG